Messenger RNA from Aspergillus affinis, 2439 nucleotides. Its product is annotated as Elongator subunit ELP2. Bases 1 to 2439 code for a protein of 812 amino acids. The transcript has 2 exons. Gene Ontology annotation, biological process: tRNA wobble uridine modification. Gene Ontology annotation, cellular component: elongator holoenzyme complex. NCBI's taxonomy places the organism in Eukaryota, Fungi, Ascomycota, Eurotiomycetes, Eurotiales, Aspergillaceae. The record is from RefSeq and is a predicted model, not a curated record. Gene Ontology annotation, molecular function: protein binding.
AUGGUCUCCAUUACGACCGACUAUAUCAGUGUUGGCGGCAACCGUCACCCCGCUGCCGCGGACUGGGAUGUGCAGACGGGCGUGCUCGCCUUCGGUGCAGACAAUAAUGUCGCUUUGUGGGAUCCUCGGGAAAGUUCGCUCCGUGGAGUCUAUGCCCUUCUCGUUGGCCAUACCGACAAGGUCAGCGCCGUGCGCUUUUACACUUGUCCCACCACGGGCGAGAAAUUCCUUCUGACCGGUUCUGUUGAUCGUACGUUACGGCUCUGGAGAGCGGAUUCCGAUGAAAAACGCCAAUUCUCGCUGGCACACACCUUGGAGGGACAUACAGGCUCGGUGAAUACCCUUGCCAUUGCCGACGGUACGGAUGUCGCUGUGUCGGGAGCAGCGGAUGGGAGUGUCAAGAUUUGGAGAAUUGCCUCUCAGGAAGGAUGCCAAAGCCAACUGCUUCAGACGAUAACCCUGAAACCACGGUUCUUUCCCUUGGCUUUAGCCUUGACCCGGCUCCAGAAAGAAGCAAGUGACAGUCCUCUUGUGCUGGCAGUCGCAGGAACCACGAACAUCAUUCAACUGUACACUGCCGAAAAUGCUCUUGUCGAUUUUGAUAUGAAGCUUUCCGCCGUCUUGUCUGGCCAUGAGGCCUGGGUACGCUCCCUGUCGUUUACUCAUGACAAGAAUAGCAAGGUCGGUGACCUUUUGCUUGCCUCUGCCAGCCAGGACAAAUACAUCCGACUGUGGAGGUUCCACCGGGGUGUGGUAACUCCGUCAUUGCCGCAGGAUGAUGAAGACACUAUGAUAGCGGGCCUUGAACCGACUUUACAGAACAAGACGCACCAGCUACAUACGGCGGGAUCGACUUACUCUGUCACAUUCGAGGCGCUUUUGUUUGGAAACGAAGACUGGAUCUACACCACCGCGUGGAACCCUAACAGCGAGCGUCAGCAACUUCUGUCUGCGUCUGCGGACAACACAUUGACCAUCUGGGAACAGGAUUUGGUUUCCGGAGUUUGGAUUUCUGCUGAGAGGAUGGGUGAGAUCAGUGUGCAAAAAGGAUCUACUACUGCCACGGGGAGCACUGGUGGCUUCUGGAUCGGUCUCUGGGCACCAGAUGGCAAGGGUGUGGCCAGUCUUGGUCGCACAGGUAGCUGGAGGCUAUGGAACUACGACGAAGCAGCCGAUUUUUGGCUGCAGUCAUUGGGCAUCACAGGACAUGUUCGAUCGGUUAAUGGUGUGCAGUGGGAACCCACCGGAGGGUAUCUCAUGUCGACCAGUGCCGAUCAGACGACGAGGCUUCAUGCACAAUGGUUGCGAGUGGAUUCUUGCUCGUGGCAUGAAUUUUCCCGACCGCAGAUCCAUGGAUAUGAUCUGAAUUGUGUUGAUACUUUGGGACCGGCGCGGUUUGUGUCGGGUGCAGAUGAGAAACUCUUACGGGUCUUCAACGAACCCAAACCCAUCGCUCAAAUGCUGGGGAAGCUUGCUGGAUUCCGGCCAUCAAACGACAAUGAGCUCCCGGAUACGGCGCAAAUACCGGUUCUAGGAUUAUCGAAUCAAGCGGUCGGUGACGAAGCCCCGGUGGAUGUGGAAGGAAACGGCCCAGAUGGCCCGGAGAUGGUACAUUCUCAACUAAAUCAGACGCUACUAGCGGAUGCAGAUCGACCUCCCCUUGAGGAUCAACUGGCCCGGCAUACAUUGUGGCCUGAGCACGAAAAGCUCUAUGGCCAUGGAUAUGAAAUUUCAGCGGUGGUCGCCAGCCAUGACCGUACCCUUAUCGCGACUGCCUGCAAAGCCAGCUCAAUAGACCACGCGGUGAUUCGCUUAUAUGAUACUUCUGACUGGCGCGAGAUCCGACCUUCUCUCACAGCACAUUCUUUGACGGUCACGAGUCUUUCCUUUUCUAGAGAUGACCGCUAUCUUCUCAGUGUGGGGAGAGACCGUCAAUGGGCAGUAUUUUGCCGGCGCGACCAAGAUCCGACCACGUUCUCUCUGUUCGCAUCAAAUCCGAAGGGCCAUUCUAGGAUGAUUCUAGAUGCCGCUUGGGCUCCUGCCACCGACAACGCAAUCUUUGCGACGGCGGGCCGAGACAAGUCUAUCAAAUUAUGGCAGAGGGAAGAAGACACUUUCAUGUGCAAAUCGACAGUGCCUCUGAAAACCUCCAUCAGUGCCAUCUCAUUCUAUCCCCAAAUACAACAGAACUCGUUCGUCCUUGCGGCCGGAGAAGAUAGUGGCGAGGUAUCCAUAUACCAAAUUGCUGUCGACAGCCUUGAACCCAAGCAUUCGGCAAGCGUUGAUCGACGUUUGAGCCCCUCAAAGACCAUUACACAAUUGGUCUGGCGGCCUUCUACCGGGACAGGAGAGGAAGAGGCGGGCAAGCGUAAGUUCGACCUCGCUGUCGCGAGUGAAGAUACCUCGAUGCGUGUGUAUGCUAUUUCCAACAUCUCAUAA